ACGACAACGGUGUUGCUCGUCACCCGCAAACGCGUCCCGUAUUCUAGUUUAACCGGUUUCCGAUUGAGGGGAAUUCCACAUCAUCGUGUCCGGCGCCGCACGGAUGCACAGCAUUAACUUUUAUUUUAUAUUUCACACACAAUAAGUCCGCUCGACUAGUCAGUCCUAGUGGGGCAUCGUAGGAAGAGGAUCGUGCAAUAUUUUGAGUGAUUUUCCGCCGUUUUGGUUUUGGAGCACCAUCACGACAAAAAAAACGAAAAACAAACGAAAAGAUCAUGCGAGUUUUUGCAGUCACGCUGCUACUGGGCGUACUCGCAGUUGGCCUUCAACUGGAUGGUGCCGCUGCUGCCGGCAAUGAAAUCGAAGCUCCCCUGAACCCAUCCAAGCUGGCACUGCUCCCGAAGGAAUGCGGAGUGUCCAAGUUGGGUAAAACCACCAACAGCACCCGGAGCCUGGCGUUCGAAUAUCCGUGGAUUGCUUUGGUCCGGUACAAUAAAACCCGCCGGGCCGCAACCUGUCUCGGUACGCUCAUCAACCGACGCUACGUGCUCUCGGUUAUCGGUUGCAUGAGGAAGACCAAACGGGAUCCGGACUACGUUCGAUUGGGAGAACAUUCGGAGGCCACGGCACGGGAUUGCAAUGUGCUGAAAGAUCAGAAAACCGGUUACGAGUUGAAAGACUGCACCGGUCCCGUUUUGGAUAUCGGCAUCGAAUCGAUCGUCAGCCAUCCAGACUUCGAUCAGCCGAUGUACACAAACGAUCUGGCGCUGGUACGAAUGGCCCGGGAAGUCGAGUACAGCGAUUACAUUCGACCGAUCUGUUUACCGACUACACCGGAACUGCGUGCCAACAUCCCGCGCUUCAUGGUCAUGCCGGCCUGGGAGCUGGACAUGGACGCCCCGAAUCACUACGUCGGUGAGCUGCAGAAGUAUUACGUGGAAAACAUCGACCUGGACACCUGCCAGAGACAGUUCGAACAGGUCGGUUUUGCACCGGAAUUCGAAGACGAUCGCUUCUGUGCCCAACAGCUCGGACCGAACUACGUGUGCAGUCGGGUCCCGGGGGCACCCAUCGGAACCGAGGUCAACAUCGACGGUACGCUGCGACACGUCGAGUUUGCGAUGGCCAAGUUCUCACCGCUGAACUGUACGCUACGUGAAACCGUGCCGAUGAUUUCGAUGCGCAUUACGAAGUACAUGAAGUGGAUCACCGACAAUUUAGAAGCCUAAUUCAUCGACGAUCAAAGUGUCAGAUUUUUAAUAUAAUAUAUUGCUAAUUACAUCUUA
Molecule: messenger RNA, 1286 nt
Organism: Malaya genurostris
Lineage: Eukaryota; Metazoa; Arthropoda; Insecta; Diptera; Culicidae
Product: serine protease easter-like
Exons: 2
Coding region: 276-1229 (317 amino acids)
Biological process (GO): proteolysis
Molecular function (GO): serine-type endopeptidase activity
Source: RefSeq, a predicted model, not a curated record